AGAUGACGGUCUUGACCAAUUAAAUAUAAGUCAAGACGUCGCAGCAUGAUAGUUAAUGGACCCGAGGAACAGUGGGAGUUUGGCUCAUUGACGAUACUUUUGGAGUGAAUCGUAAGUUUGGAGGGGUACGGUUGAAUUGCUACCUUAGGAUAAAGAAUAUGGUUCCAUGCAAUAUAAGCUUUGGAAGGACUGAUUUAAUCUUUUAUAAGCAAACGAGAAGCGAGAAAAGAAGACUAGUGAUGAAGUAGGAAGGAAAUGGAUUUGGACGACAACUCCAGGAAUCUUGUUCAAGCUUUGACAAAUGGUGAUCCCGAGAAGAUUUCAACAUCUAGAUUUUCUUCUCUUUUGGCUUCUAAAGAUCGUGAUUAUCUUCUAUCCUCAACUACUCAAGAUGACCAGCAGGUGAAAAUUUCGGAUCUUGAGGGCAAGGCGAUUGGACUUUACUUCUCAGCUAACUGGUAUCCACCAUGUAGAAAUUUCAAUAAAGUAUUGAUUGGCGUGUAUGAGCAGCUGAAGAGCAAUGGGUCUAAUUUUGAGAUUGUAUUUGUGUCAUCUGAUGAAGAUUUGAGUGCCUUCAACAGUUACCGAGAAAGCAUGCCAUGGCUUUCAAUUCCAUUUUCUGAUUUGGAGACAAAGAAAGCCUUGAAUCGAAAAUUUGAAGUUGAAGGCAUUCCUUACUUAAUCAUUUUGCAGCCUGAUGGUUCAACUUUACAUGACGGCGUAGAACUAAUUUACAGAUAUGGUAUUGAAGCCUUCCCAUUUACUGAAGAAAAAUUGGAAGAACUGCGAAGGGAAGAGAGGAUGAAGCAUGAGAGUCAGACCUUGACCAAUUUAUUAAUAAACCCUGGAAGAGACUAUCUUUUGGAUCAAACCAUGACUAGAAAGGUUUGCUACCUGAGUAGCCCCGCUUGUAGAUCAUUUUGUCCUUUUACCCUUACAUUUGCAAGGUAUCCGCACCCAACAAUUGGAUUCCCAUUCACAUCUGAGGUGCCAGUUGAUUCGCUGAUAGGUAAGACAGUUGGGCUCUACUUCUCAGCACAAUGGUGCUUUCCAUGUGCUAAGUUCACUCCCAAACUGAUAUCCAUCUACCACAAAAUCAAGCAAAGUUUGGAAGGAAAAGGUGGCGGUGAGGAUUUCGAAAUAGUUUUUGUGUCGAAUGAUCGUGACCAAAGUAGCUUUGACUCCUACUACGGUACCAUGCCAUGGCUAGCGUUGCCUUUUGGAGAACCAAUAAUUAGAACCCUUGCAAAGUACUUCGACGUGCAAGGCAUUCCAUGUUUGAUAAUCAUAGAUCCCGACGGCAAAACAGUGACCAAGCAAGGUAGAAAUCUCAUAAAUCUGUACCAGGAAAAUGCAUACCCUUUCACUUGUGCAAAACUGGAGUUGCUGGAGAAAGAAAUGGAGGAAGAAGCCAAGAGAUUACCCAGAUCUAAUUAUCAUGCAGGUCACCGCCAUGAGCUUACUUUGGUAUCGGAAGGGAAUGGAGGGGGGCCGUUUAUAUGCUGCGAUUGUGAUGAGCAAGGGUCUGGUUGGGCUUACCAGUGUCUGGGGUGUGGCUACGAGGUGCACCCAAGAUGCAUGAGAGCUGUUGACCCUGCAACUGCUGCCUCAGUUCAACACACCUGAUCUUUCAUAUAGGCUAAAAUGUUGCUAAUUCAGCUUUCAUAUAUGAUAUUGUAGCUAAUGCCAUGAAGAUCACAUUUAAGAGUAACAUCAUAAUCCUUUAUAACUGAUCAAUAAAUAUAUUGUCGACUCAGUUUGCAGGUA
This is a messenger RNA of Gossypium raimondii (Peruvian cotton), 1767 nucleotides long. Its product is annotated as probable nucleoredoxin 2. The record is from RefSeq and is a predicted model, not a curated record. The transcript has 4 exons. Bases 256 to 1626 code for a protein of 456 amino acids. Gene Ontology annotation, molecular function: thioredoxin-disulfide reductase (NADPH) activity. NCBI's taxonomy places the organism in Eukaryota, Viridiplantae, Streptophyta, Magnoliopsida, Malvales, Malvaceae.